GUCUAUCCCGAUUUGCAGUCAAACAUGCGCAAGCACUCAGGCGGACUGAGUAUUGCGAUGAACUUUUCCGGUUCUGACGUGUCAAAAGAGGCAGCGAAAAUGAUUUUGUUGGUUUACUUCUACUCUCAAGGGAAGACAGAUCUUCGUUAACGUCAAGCGAUCGAUCCAAUACUUGUUAGAUACACUGUUACCCACAGUACUCCAGGAGUUCUUCCCCAGAUACUAUUUAUGUCUUCUUCUCACCUCUGUAGUACUUCGGUUUGCCAGCCUCCAGGCUAAAUGUUACCCGGACUUUUGGUUCCUCAGUGCCGACCGUUGUUGACAACUUCCAUCACCAUCAUCCCUUCCAUCUGUAUCAUGACUCGUUCACAAUCCCAUUAAUUUGGUUUCUCCCGUCCCACAAAGAUCGUAUAUUUCUUCAGUACAUUGGCUUCGCCUCUGACAUCAACACCACUCUUCUGUUAAACAGCCAGCAGUCAUAAUCUCAAUCUCUCGACGUCAUGGAAAACCUCGAUCUCAUUCCCUCGCCCCCGAAAACCCCACGGUUGGCUGAGGGGACAGACUUUCAAAUCCCACCUCUCGAUGGAUCGUUGACUCUGCCUCAGAUAUACGAUUGGCAACUUCACAACUCACCAAACCAUCGUUUAUUUGUGUUCAGUGAUAGUAACGGGGCAGUGAGGAACAUCACCUGGAAGGAGGCCAUUGCUGCCAUCUACACUGGUGCUCGCUCCCUUCGUUCUCGAAUUCAAAACGUCGUAGCGACAAAACACCGUGUUCCUGUUGUUGCGAUUCUCUCCAGCGCAGAUGCUAUCACUUAUUUUACGACGCUCAUGUGCGUUUUGAGGGCCGACUGCAUUGUCUUCCCAAUCUCUCCAAGAAAUUCGGCUGCUGCCGUUGCCCAUUUGCUCGGGAAAGUGGGGGUCGAUCAUGUUCUGGUUGGGCGCGAGGCCGCCAUGCAGGACCUGAUCGUGGAGUCACUGGCGAAAUUGAAGGAAACAUCCCCCUCUCAACCCUCCCCAACUUAUUCUCCGACGUUCAUCUUUGACGAAAUCUUCCUUCCGUCUUUUGAGGAGGCACUCGUUCUCAAACCUGAUGAGCUUCCACUCACCACACAAUCUAACGAUCCUGUGUUAUAUCUUCACUCGUCUGGAUCGACCGCACUUCCAAAGCCAAUUCCGUUUACCAACAAAAAGAUGAUCCAAAUCGGGCAAAUCCCAUGGUUCGGCGAACAAGAUUGGACAGGCAAAGUCUUAUCCGUUCAUGUUAUGCCAAUGUACCACGGAAUGGGUGUUUCACAACUGGCUUGGGCCGCGACUGCGGGGCUUGUUGUCGCUGGAUUCGAGCCCAAGGUGCCCUCCAUCCUACCGACUCCGGACAAUUUGUUCGAGGGAGCCCGAUCGACAUCUUCCGAUAUUAUACUUUGCGUACCUUCUUUCUUAGAGGCAUGGGCGCGCCGUCCUGAUUAUGUCUCGUGGCUGGCAAGCCGUUCUGGAGUGAUCUAUGGUGGAGGUCCUCUCAACCGUGAGGCCGGGGACUAUAUGACGCGUCAAGGCGUAUCCAUUUUCAUUCUCUACGGAAUGUCCGAAGUUGGUAUACUCAGCCCAAUGCUUCCAGCAAGAACGGAGGGAAAUUACGACUGGAGCUAUUUCCGUUUCACGGACUGGACGAAAAAUCAUUGGAAACCUCAUGGGGAUGACCUUUACGAGUUGAUAAUUGUGGAUCAUCCGUAUUGCACUCCUAGUAUCAUCAAUACACAGGUCGAUGGGAUCCCAGCGUACGCAACGUCCGACCUUUUCAUACCCCACCCCACCAAGUCCGGAUACUGGCGAAUUCAUGGUCGUGUAGAUGACCAAAUUGUCCAUACUACUGGAGAAAAGACGAAUCCCGGUCCUCUUGAGAACCUCCUGAAUCAGGACCCCCAUGUUGCAACUGCAGUCAUGUUCGGACACGGACGGUUCAACGCUGGGGUCUUGAUUGAGCCCAAACCAGCCUUCCGUUUCGACCCUGCUGACGAAAAGAAGCUGGAAGAAUUCCGGAAUGCUGUUUGGCCCAGUAUCGAGCGAAUGAACGAAUUUGCCCCUCAACAUUCGCGACUUUUCAAAGAAAUGAUCCUAGUCGGGUCACCUUCGAAGCCUUUUACAUACACAGCGAAGAACACAGCGAGGCGUCAAGCUAUCAUUCGCGAUUACGAUGAAGAGAUCUCGAAGAUAUACGAAAUCGUCAGCGAGACGACACAGUCCGAAAUCUCACCUCCGACAUCGUGGAACCUGGGAUCUACGACGUCUUUCGUCCGUGCAGUCGUCGCCAGUGUUUUGACUCACGCGGUGAAGGACGAAGAUGAUCUAUUCCAGCACGGGUGUGAUAGUCUUCAAGCAACAUGGAUCCGUAACUCUGUCCUACGCGCUCUGAAGGAUGCUGCGGGACUAGACAGUCGUCUUAUCACGAACAACUUCGUUUAUGAACAUCCCACUAUCAAUCGUCUCUCCAUGUUUGUCUUCUCCCUCGCAGUCGGUGGGAUGGCUCCCGCGCCACUGGACGAUGAGGCGAAGAAGCUCGUUAUGCAUGAACUCCUCGAGCGGUACUCGAGGGAUUUCCCUGCAUCUCGUCCUGGGAAUGCGGCAAGGGUUCACGGCUCGGAGAAGGUCGUCUUGCUCACCGGUAGCACUGGGUCUUUGGGAAGUUACGUCCUGCACAGUCUGAUUAAAGAUCCGGCUGUCAAACACGUCUAUGUUCUCAACCGGAGUCAUAAAGAACAGGAUACCGUCGCUAGGUUGAGAAAGUCGUUUGAGCAACGCGGUUUGGAUGCUAGCGAGCUUGUGGAUGAUAAAGUGACCGUUUUGGAGGCUGAUUUGUCUGAUGAAAAGGCUCUUGGGUUGGAGGAUACGGAAUUUAGGACGAUUCAAGAUACAGUUACUCAUAUCGUUGAUGUUGCAUGGCGGGUCGAUUUCAACCUUAACGUCAUCUCCUUCCGCACUAAUCUCAAGAGCAUGCGGAACCUGGUGGAUAUUGCCAUCCGACAAGGUGCACACUACACAUUCGCUAGUACUCUCUCUGUUUGUCGGAAUUCCUCAGAACCAAGUGCACGCGAGGAGCUGAUGCCCCCUGAGGCGUCCCUAGGGAACGGAUAUAGCGAAUCCAAAUGGGUCGCUGAACACAUUAUUGCACGCGCCACGUCUUCAACUGGCCUUCGAGCGUCGAUCAUUCGCGUCGGUCAGCUAUCGGGUGGGUUGAAUGGAUCUUGGAUGACCAAAGAAUGGUUGCCGUCUCUUAUACAUGCGUCGGCUCUCAUGAAAUGUAUUCCAGAUGAUGAUAGGGUCGUCUCAUGGAUCCCACUUCAUGUCGCAGGGAAAGCAGUCGUCGACCUGCUUGGCAGCAGCGCUCCUCCCCCAGGCGAUAGUGACAACCUCGCAAUAUUCCACCUCAUCCACCCAAAACCAGUACCGUGGACAACCCUAGCACGUUCCUUCAGUCAAAAACUGGGCGCAUCAUUGGUACCAUACCCCGAAUGGCUCCGUUCGCUAGAGGAAUCCUCUACACGACCAGGUUCUGAAUCCUUAAACGCAGUCACCAUUCUCGAUUUCUAUAAAUCCGUCUCGAAGAAAACGGACCUGAAGGAAGGCUGCGAAGCAUUCGGGAUGCCUAUUUUGGAUGUAGAGCGUACUGUCAAGGCUUCUGGUGUAUUGGGUGAUGAGAGGUUGGCUCAGCUUGGAGAGAAGGAUGCUUCGCAGUGGUUGGGGUAUUGGAGGAGUGUGGGGCUGGUUCUGUGA
This is a messenger RNA of Marasmius oreades (fairy-ring Marasmius), 3767 nucleotides long. RefSeq names its product putative NRPS-like protein biosynthetic cluster. NCBI's taxonomy places the organism in Eukaryota, Fungi, Basidiomycota, Agaricomycetes, Agaricales, Marasmiaceae. The coding region runs from base 501 to 3767 and encodes 1088 amino acids. The transcript has 25 exons. The record is from RefSeq and is a predicted model, not a curated record.